CAGCAGGAGGCGCUGAGCGCAGAGGCGCAGAAGGAGUUCACGCGCAGAGUGAGACGCGGCUGCGCUUUCAAACCGCCGCGGUUUGUUGUUUCUCCUCUGGGGCUGGUGUGUGUUAGUUUAUCAGUCUCUGGAGUGGAAACCACGACAACAGCACUAACAAACAGGUUGCACGAUGCUGGAGCCGGCACAGAUCCGUCGGAGAGGCGCUCAGGACUUUGAGGGUUUCUAUGAUCAUGUGUGUGCGUCUCAAGGAUCAGCUCCUGUCCGUGCGGUGAAGGCCAGCCUGAGUCGAGGGAUGUUAGAUUUUAACCCUGAUCCCAUCAGUCUAGCGGACUGGAUGCCCAUUCUGUCAGCCCUGGCCAUCAACAAACACCUCCAGCAUGUCGCCAUCAAGAGCUCUUACCUCACCAGCACUGGAGCUCAAAGUUCGUACAAGGCUCAUAAUAAGAAGAAGACUCCUGUGAUUCAUUCCAAGAAUAUGACGCUUCAGUUGUGUAAGGCUGUGCAGAAGUGCCUGUGUGAGUCCAGCAGCCUGAAGAGCCUUCAUCUGCACGGUUUGCCAUUGAGAGAGCGGGAUCUCAACGCGCUCACAAAGGGUUUAGCUAAGAGUGUGUCAUUGGAGCAUCUCUCUUUAGCACACUGUCCGAUCGCAGAUCAAGGUUUGGAAGUCAUUUGUCAGAGUGUGAAAUAUUCAUCAACGAUUAAGACUGUGGAUUUCACUUCCUGUAACAUUACCUGGCAAGGAGCGGAGCAUAUGGCAAACAUCAUUAAGCACCAGGCCGUGAGGCGGCACAGUACGGCGUGGGUGGAGACUCUGCGCUACAGGAGGGCGGAGUUUGAAGCCAUGAGCGGACUGCGCAGAGUUACCCUGAACGACAACAUUCUGAUCGGAGACAGAGGAGUGACGGCACUCGCCCGUGAGCUCACAGAGGACCUGUGGGUCAAAGCGGUGGACCUGCAGCGCUGUGGCAUCUCUAAUGAAGGAGCUCAAGUUCUAGAGCAGAUGCUUCAGUCCAAUUCCACUCUGUGUGUGCUUGACAUCCGGAGAAACCCGCUGAUCGAUAAUAAUGUGGUGAAGUCAGUGCUUAAAAAAGUUCUCAUGAACACCAAAAGCCAUGACUCGCAGUAUCUUUGGCUUAAACCUCCUUCUUCUAAAGACACGGUUGAUCAAUCACGGCAGUUGAGGAGGAGGAACGCGGGGAAAGCUUCAUAUCGAAUCGGAUCUCGCCGGUCCUCAUCAGUAAGCUCUGUGUGGAGGCCUCCUCGGCCCGGGUCAGUGGGGUACGUCCCAUGGCGCACUGCUGCACGGGCGGGCUUACAGAGAGGUGCAUCACAGGCUGAUGGAGCGACAGACCAGAGAUUUCAAAACGCCACCUCUGUGAGGGUAACCGUGGAGACGGAGUCCGAGUCCGAGGAGGUGGAUGAUGCACAUGUACCGAGUCCUCAGGAGAAAAUCACAAGCUACCAGUUCAGAAGACUGCAGACGGAGAACAGCCGAUUACAGGUGGAGCUAGAAGAGUGUCGGCUGAGGCUGGCAGAGGAGAGGAACACCAGACUGAAAACCAACUCUCGUCUGGUGGAGCUGGAAUUGGAGAACGAGCGUUUGCGCAGUCUGAAUCAAUCCCUGUCUGAAGCCCAUCUCAACUCCUCUGUUCUAGAGGAUGAACAUGUGCUGGAAAGCAUCGAAUCCUCCUUCCACAAAUUCCACGCCUUCCUAGACCUGCUGAAAGAUGCUGGGCUGGGCCGGUUUGCGUCUAUGGCUGGAAUAGACCAAUCAGACUUUGGGGUUCUUGGGCAUCCUCAGCUCUCCUCAACAGAGAGGACACACUUCAGCCGAGAGAACCAGAGAAACCAGGAGAGGAGGGAGAGUUCAGCCAUGGCAGAGAUCCCUCAACCUGAAUCAAGGACCCAUUCAGAACCUCAUUUUAAUGCUGAAGACAUUCCCCAGCCUCAUUCCCAACAGGAAGUGCCUCUAAUUCCAGUCAGCUUGUGUGGUGCCUCCCAGACGUUACAGGAGCCGCUUGAGUUUGAGGCCCCGGAGCAGAGCCGACAGUCCUCGGACCCCUCGAGCCAUCAGGGAGCCAGUGGAGGCUCUCGCUCAGGAAGUUCAGUCAGCAGUGUCAGUCUUCAGUCCAAAGACUCAAAGUCCUCUCGGGCGAACGGAUCGGUGUGCUCGGCUCUGAACUCCAGAGCCUCUAGUCUGUCUCCGUUGGGUUCAGGCAGACAGAGCGCUUCAGGAAGCCAGAGAGGUGCUGCUGGACUGGUUGGGUUCUAGCUGGAGAGAGCUUGGCUAACGUAAAGACGUUUAAAUGUUUGUUACUGCUGUCAUCUCCACCUGUCCGGUAUAUAUUGAGACUGUGAACCACCUGUUCUAAUCCUGUUAUAUGUCUGUUUGAAAAGUUGCUGUGCUUCAUGACAUUCUAGGUUCAGGAUGUGGUUUAUUCACAGAUAUUAAUGUUGUUUAGUUUUAUAGACUGAAGUUUUAUUUAUAGAAUAUAUUUGCAGUUUAAUGACACUAACGUUAUUAUAUUAGACUUUUUGCUAAAUUGAUUGAUAUUUGUGAUUGAUGAAAACAGUGAAAUCAAAUUUGCCACCUGCUAAUUGUCAUGUUUUUUUCCAUGAAUAAUUUUUCAUUUGAAAAUAAACCCGUUUUUGUACAUACUGUA
This is a messenger RNA of Megalobrama amblycephala (Wuchang bream), 2666 nucleotides long. It is a transcript of the gene cep78, whose product is annotated as centrosomal protein 78. The record is from RefSeq and is a predicted model, not a curated record. NCBI's taxonomy places the organism in Eukaryota, Metazoa, Chordata, Actinopteri, Cypriniformes, Xenocyprididae. Gene Ontology annotation, molecular function: protein binding. The transcript has 16 exons. Gene Ontology annotation, cellular component: centrosome. Bases 173 to 2275 code for a protein of 700 amino acids.